Salvelinus sp. IW2-2015 is the source of this 944-nucleotide messenger RNA. RefSeq names its product pro-opiomelanocortin A. The record is from RefSeq and is a predicted model, not a curated record. NCBI's taxonomy places the organism in Eukaryota, Metazoa, Chordata, Actinopteri, Salmoniformes, Salmonidae. Gene Ontology annotation, cellular component: extracellular region. Gene Ontology annotation, molecular function: neuropeptide hormone activity. Gene Ontology annotation, biological process: neuropeptide signaling pathway.
AAGAUGCUGUGUCCUGCGUGGUUAUUGGCUGUGGCCGUGGUGGGCGUGGUCAGAGGGGUGAAAGGUCAGUGCUGGGAGAACCCUCGCUGUUAUGACCUCAGCUCUGAAAACAACAUCCUGGAGUGUAUCCAGCUCUGUCGUUCUGACCUCACCGCCAAAUCUCCCAUCUACCCCGUCAAGGUGCAUCUCCAACCCCCGUCCCCCUCUGACUCUGACUCUCCUCCCCCCUACUUACCUCUGUCGCUCCUCUCCCCAUCCUCCCCCCUGUACCCCUCGGAGCAGCAGAACAGCGCCCCCCYRCAGGCYAAGCGUUCCUACUCCAUGGAACACUUCCGCUGGGGGAARCCUGUGGGCCGUAAGCGCCGGCCGGUGAAGGUCUACACCAACGGUGUGGAGGAGGAGUCCUCCGAGGCCUUUCCCAGCGAGAUGAGACGAGAGCUGGGCACCGACGAUGGCAUGUACCCCUCCCUGGAGGCUGGGACUGAGGAGGGGGGCGAGGCAGAGGGCCUGGGGGGGGUGUUUAGUCUUCAGGAGAAGAAAGACGGCUCGUACAAGAUGAACCACUUCCGCUGGAACGGACCGCCCGCCAGUAAGCGCUAUGGAGGGUUCAUGAAAAGCUGGGACGARCGYAGYCAGAAACCACUGCUCACACUGUUCAAAAACGUCAUUAUCAAAGACGGACAGCAGAAGAGAGAGCAGUGAGGGAGGGAGGAAAAAGGGAGGGAGGAAGAYAAGAGGGCAUUGGGGGAGAGGAAAUACAAUUUCCAGGGUUGAGGGAGGAAGAGAAAGUCACUGUAGGACUUAGAGCCAGUAAGCUCUCAUUUGAUUUGCCAUUAGGAGACAGACAUGUUUUGUGAUUGGCUAAAAGCACUGUCCUCUGAUGUAGCGAUGAUGUUAGCUAAUACUGUAAUUUUGUCUCCAAUAAAUCCUAACUCUGUACAGAA